Molecule: messenger RNA, 856 nt
Organism: Mercenaria mercenaria
Lineage: Eukaryota; Metazoa; Mollusca; Bivalvia; Venerida; Veneridae
Exons: 3
Coding region: 303-728 (141 amino acids)
Molecular function (GO): protein dimerization activity
Source: RefSeq, a predicted model, not a curated record
ACCUUUUUAGAAUGUGAAAAUAUUAACACCCAGUAUUAAUACCUUUUUAGUAGAAUGAAAUACGAGUCUAUGGCCAGAUUUUUAAAGCAAAACUUAUUUCAGACUUUGGCUGUGAAGAGAUAAAGUUGGUGGUUUCACACUAUACAGAAACCCUCAGUAGAGCUGAUAGGUGUUUUGACCCUGAAGAAGCACUUAGUGAGUGGCAACUUCUGAAAAAGGCACUGACAAAAAGAUAUGGUACAAGCUUAGCCAAAAAAUCAUGGGCUAACAUCUAUGACGAGGUUAUAGACGAGGAACUCUGUAUGAUUAUGUUGGUGAUCCACCUGCUGCUAAGUCUGCCACCUACAAGUGUUUCUUGCGAAACAAGUUUUUCGCAGAUGAAACUGGUAAAGACAAAUCGCCGCACACGCUUGCAAGCAAAGACAUUAAAUGAUCUGAUGGUUGUAAAGUUGCAGUCACCUGGUAUCGACAAAUUUAACCCUGAUGAAGGAAUUGAUAAAUGGCUGACAACAUCGGCUAAGCCCAGGAAGCCAGGAUAUAGACGAACUAAAGCAGCCAGCAAAUCUGAAGCUGCAGAGGCUGAGUGUAUCAGCGAUACAGAGGAUUUUGAUGACGAGGAAGAUUUUGAGGAUGCUAUAGAUUACAUAAAUGAACUUUGUGGGGGGAAAGACGGGGAUGAUACAGAAAAUAAAUAUGAAGACUUGAUGUCAGAAAUAUGUUUUAAUUAAUGUGGAAAUAAACUCAAGGGAUCAAAUGAACUUUGGGGGGUGUGGACAACGAUAAAAUAGAAAACUGUAUAAAUCUACUGAGUAAAAUGAUUGUUUGGUUUGUAAACAGUGUUAAUUAAUAUGUUGAA